UAUUCCCAUUUUAUUCUUUCCAUGUUUUCUCUAAGCGUGUGUACAAUUUACUACGAUUUCGAAUGCAUUAGCAAACAGUUAUCUGUCCUCAUCCGUGUAAAAGUUUUCUUCUCAGACCUGACACAUUUUAUCUAAUUGUGCAAUGAGCACUUUCCCUGCGCUAUAUGAAUAUCUUAACUGGACUUUAGUCAUCUCAUAAUGAAAACGUUAAUAAUAUGUUAUUUGUCCUCUCGACCGUGACUGAAAUGAUUUUAGGAAAGUUGUUGCUACAGAUUACGGUCUGUACCAACAUCAAUUGUUCGAGACUGAGUGGGUAUGGAACCGACAGCCUAGGUUGAGAAAAUGAAACUUAAGGUGCAGUUUCAGUUGUCCUCAGUGUUGCACAGCCUAUAGCUUUUUGUCAGUAUAAAAGGACACCAUGUCCCACUACGAGGUUAAAGACUCUUUAGAAGUGGAAUUAAGUUGCCCAGUUUGCCAACGUCUUCUGAUUGAACCAGUGACCCUACCCUGUGGACACACAUUCUGUGAAGUCUGUCUUGAGGGGGUGACUUCUGCGACUUCCAAGUCUCGUGAAGGUGGCUGGCACUAUUGCUCUGAGUGCAAAAAGGGGUUCCAGGGUCUUGGAACCUUACCAAAGAACCUCAUGCUUUGUAGAAUCAUAGAAAGCUACAAAAAUGGCCUUGGGGAAGCAACAUCUAAUUCUUUAUCAAGAACCCAACAGCAAAAGAGUAGUAAGAAACCGGACACUCAGACUGGUGAGUCUUGCGCAAGCCAUCCUGAUCUUGCACCAGAUGAGGGCCAGAAAAAUGUAGCCCUACCAGAAGUGUCACCGUCUGCUCCAAUGGAAUAUAUCAAAGUGGGAGCAGGACUGGACCCCAGGUCAGCCUGUCCCUCAGAUGAGCCGGCUUUGAAACAUAAAACUAAUGAGGGCAGAAUAAGACUGUCUGGCCUGGCAAAAGAUCUCAGAUUCAAACUGGCCACUACCGAGGUCCUAUUACUCAAGGAGACAGAGAAUCAGGCAGAGGCCAGAGCUGUCCAUGAUGGCCUCCGGGAAAAGAUUGCCGGAUUGCUUCAACAGAUGAGCGACUUGGUUGAGAAGUACACCGUGACUGGAACAGAGCUGAUUGAGGCCCAGUUUCAGCCCAUAGAAGAGGCCAUGGACAGGCAUGUCAAACAUGUCUCGGACUUCCUCUCUCAGCUGAAAGACAUGCAGCUUCAAGCCAGUGCUCUUUUAGAGGAGCAAGAUGGAGCCAAGUUCUGCCAAGGCCUCUCGAAGGUCGAACCUACGAUCACAAAGCUUGUGGGAGUUCCUUUGCAAGAAAUGAUAAAAGCUCCAGAGGUCAAUUCCCUAAAUUUGGUAGGAGCUUGUUCUGAGCUGGAACGUCAGAAUGCUCAGCUCCGGGCUGAACUUGGUUCGACGCAGAGAGCGCUGCGGAACCUCCUCAACCCGUCGGAGGUGACUUUUGACCCGGACACAGUCCACCCUAGCCUUGUCCUCUCCGAAGACCUGAAGACGGUGAUGUUCAACCCCAUCAAACAACCUUAUCCCUCACACAGUAAGAGGUUUACCAGCUUGCUGCAGGCCCUGAGCUCCCAAUCGUUUGGGGAGUCAUUCGGGGUGGCUGGAGGGGAACACUGCUGGGAACUGGAGCUUGAGAACUGCUCGUGGAUCGUGGGUGUGUGUUAUGGAGGGUUGCCCCGCAGCGGGCUGCGCAGUGCCCUGGAGAGCUGGUCGGACUGCUGGGGCUUAAUGUACUGUGAUAACCGGCUGAGGGCAUAUGAGAAGGCACAAGCCACGCAGCUCAAACGCACCACUUCUCUGCGCAGAGUUCAGAUUCGUGUCAGCUUCAAGAAUCAAUCCGUGUCAUUUUAUUCAGUCAGUAAUAUUGACACUACCAAGAUGCUCCUCCAUACUUUUGAAGUUGCCUUCACUGAGCCGGUGUAUUUGGCUAUUAGGAUGAUGUCUGGUCAACCAAAGGCACGCAUUACUGUGUGUUAACUUUAUUAAGCCACAUACUUUAUUUAAGCAUAAUUUAUUUAAUGCAACACUAAAGAUUUACUUUAAGGUUAAAUCAGUUUUGUUAUGACUGCCGCUAGCAUAGCAUAGCAGUCAUAGGGAUUGUCAAAGUUCAAAGUCAAAGUCCCCACUUUAAGGUAUGUUGGUCUCAAGGGGCCACAUCAAUCUCACCCAUAACCACUCAUUUGUAAUUUGUUUUAAUCGCCUCUAUCUUCAGUUGAGAUGUUCUGAACCGCACCAAAUGUCAUGUGUAUGCAUUAACCUUAACCUCUGAUAUCCACUCAUGCACACAUACACGCACACAUACAGACACUCACAUCCACAGACACACAUGCGUGCACACAUCCACCACAUGCACACACACACACACACACACUCACACACACACACACACACACACACACACAGGCACGCACAUGCAAUAAAUCAUUUUAAAUUCCGUAAAGGAAAACCAUAUUGAUCCUUCAUUUAGGUUGUGUUUAGUCUAGUAUUGGUGUUAUCUAGUUUGUCCUUUAGAUGGCGCAAGUCUUGCUGCAAGACACAUUCAUUACUUGACUUGGGUCUACAUUUCACUUCUGAAAACAACAGUGCAACUGUAGAUGAUGGUUUCACAGCUUGGUGGCUUGUGUAUUCAUGGUAGGAUGAUUUUCACGUGAAAUGUAAUUCUUGUCAUUUCUUCUUAAAGCCGAAAUAAACCUG
Molecule: messenger RNA, 2716 nt
Organism: Sardina pilchardus (European sardine)
Lineage: Eukaryota; Metazoa; Chordata; Actinopteri; Clupeiformes; Clupeidae
Gene: trim107
Product: tripartite motif containing 107
Exons: 2
Coding region: 419-1999 (526 amino acids)
Molecular function (GO): protein binding
Source: RefSeq, a predicted model, not a curated record